Ictalurus furcatus (blue catfish) is the source of this 3968-nucleotide messenger RNA. RefSeq names its product zyxin (gene zyx). NCBI's taxonomy places the organism in Eukaryota, Metazoa, Chordata, Actinopteri, Siluriformes, Ictaluridae. The record is from RefSeq and is a predicted model, not a curated record. Bases 506 to 2386 code for a protein of 626 amino acids. The transcript is spliced from 10 exons. Gene Ontology annotation, biological process: transforming growth factor beta receptor signaling pathway; integrin-mediated signaling pathway.
UUAGAACCAGGUCAAGAAUCUCAGCCUUUUCUCCAUUAUUUUAUUACUGGAACUUUAAACCCAUUUUGUAGUAUUAUGCUUCAUGGCUUUCCCUGAAAUGAUGUAUUUGAGACAGUUUUGGCAGGACUAUUAUACUGCAUUCUCGUGUUGUUUUCACCGAAUAUGAAGCCCAGACUUCCACUGUUCAUCAGUGUCUCACUGGAUUCGUGGAAAACACGGAAGCUAAACCGGAAGUAAGUGUACAUUGCUGAGGAAAAGUUCCUACAGGCACGUAUCCAGGUGGAGGAGCCUUCAUUUCUUCCAGAGCGGCCAGGACAACGCAAUGGCAAGCCUGUGUGAUGCUAGCUAACCGCUUGAUUUAACCACACAGUGACCCAAAGGGUGGAGUUAGCUUCGGGGAGCGGUUUAAGGGGAAUCAAGGGAAGUGUAUUUCAGCAUUUGUGUAGUUUGGCGUGCGAUACCAUUGCUUAGCUAAACUGCUCCAGAAAGCAACACUGAAAACAAGAUGGAGGACUCCAAUGGCAGUAAGCCCUUAAUUGUAACUUCUUCCCUGUCUUUCCAAGUCAACGCGCCUUCUUUCUACAAUCAGCCGAAAAAGUUUGCCUCCGUGGCCCCUCCUCGACCAAAAGGAUUGUCUAACCAAUCACAGCCUCCAACCUUCUCCUCGUCAAUUGCAAGCACAGCUACAGUUGGUCGGGUUGGCGAGAUUCCACCACCUCUUUCGUCCAUUAGCGAUGAUUUUCCACCCCCUCCUCCUCCAGUGGACGCAGAGCUGCCAGCCCCUCCCCCAGAAUGUCAUCUCACACCCACUGAGGUCCCUCUCCCUGCAUUCCCUCCCCCUCCCCCAGUUGCAGAAGACUUGCCCCUCCCAGCUCCUCCUGAAGAUGUAAGCUUCAUGCCCUCAGAUUCUUCUCCCGCUCCUCCUCCACCUCCUCCCCCUCCCCCUCCUGCACCUCCGCUCCCAGAGUCUGGCACCGGUGUCAGUUUUCAGAAAUCAUUGGAGAAGCAGACUAGUUUUGACCGACAGCUGGACUCUCUAACUGAUAUGUUAUCAGAAAUGGAAACAAGACGACCUUUCAACCCAAAGGUGUCCAGUCAGCUGUCAUCAGUGCCUACCCCAAAGCCAUUUGCUCCUCCUCCCACAGCCCCUAAACCCUCCUUGUCCUUCUUGCCCCCACCAGAGCUGCAGGAUCGCCCUCCGCCUGCCCCCUGGGCAGAAGAGCUACGUGCUCGUACCACACUGAGACAAGGUGGCACAAGUGCACCCUCUGCUCCAGCAUCUGGAGCACCACUGGGUAAAGGACCUGCAGCCACUCUAAAGACCACAUUCACUCCCAGCCAGCCAGCUUCUAAUUUGAGCCCCAAACCUGGAAACAAAACGAGUUCUACCGCUCCACAAGGGGUUAACCUUGCCUCCAAAGUCACCUCUCACAUCUCUUUCCCUCCGCCACCUCUUGCACCACCAGGUCCUCCUCCACCUCCAGCAAGUGUCCCCACCCCUGGCCCAGCUAUCAGUAACACCAAAGCCUCCCUUCCAGUCAAUCAGGAGAAAACAUCUCCACGUCCAGUAUCUCCACAGCCUAAACCAGCACCAUCUCCCACUUCCACAGUAUCACCAUAUGGCAAACCGAUGGCUAGUCCAACCCCGUCCAAGGCUGCACAACCAAAAGGCCCUGGAGCAGGUGCACCCCCUGGUGGUGUUCCUCUCUCAAUGCGAGAAGUUGAAGAGCUGGAAAGGAUGACCAAAGAUUUCAUUAAAGACAUGGACAAUCGUGCCCCAGUUAUCACCUCUGCACCUACAGAGGUGUGUGGAAAGUGUGGAGAGGCUCUCUCCAGGUCUCAGCCAGCAGUCAGGGCAAUGGACAAACUUUUCCACUCGCACUGUUUCUGCUGUGUAACCUGCCAGCGCCCCCUGCAGGGAAUGCAGUUUUAUGACCGUGAUGGAACGCCAGAGUGUGAGGAGUGCUAUGUGAACUCUCUGGCAGUUUGUUCUCGCUGUGGAGAGCGGAUCACAGAUCGCGUGCUGAAAGCAGUGGGCCAGUGUUUCCAUGCUCACUGUUUCCGCUGCACUGCCUGUAGCUGCACACUGGAGGGCUCUCCAUUCAUCACUGAUGACAAUAACAACCCCUACUGUGUCCCUGAUUACCACCGACGGUUUUCUCCUUUGUGCGUGAGCUGCAAUGAGCCAAUUGUUCCUGACCCUGGCAGUGAGGAAACCCUCAGAGUUGUAGCCUUGGAGAAGAACUUUCAUCUUAAGUGCUACCGAUGUGAGGACUGUUCCCGCCCGCUCUCUAUAGAGGCAGAUGCUGAUGGCUGUUAUCCAUUGGACGGGAGGAUUCUAUGCAUGACGUGCCACACAAAGCGUGCCAAGCAGGCCAUGAAGUGAUUGGUGGAGACUCCUGUCACUCAUUAAAAACCAAACCUAAGAUCAAAGAUUGACUCUGCUCUGAUUCCAGGCAUUUGAUGCAUUGUUUUUGUGAGUUUUGUAAUUCCUUCUCUUUUGCCACUAUUUGUCAUAGAGUAGUAUUGUUUUGUUUUUUUGUUUGUUUGUUUUUUUUUUGUCUGUCCCUUUUCACAGCUUUAUCAGCAAGACCAGAACUUAAUAUCUACAGCAGCUCGGUUGGUUUUUUUUUUUUUUUUUUUUUUUUUUUUUUUUUUUGCAUGUCCUUUAGAAAGACCCUCAGGUCCUUUAUCAGCUUUAACAGCUUUAUCGAUGUUUACUGCAAAAUCACACAAACACCAUUUCAGCAUGUGGUUGCUUGAAUACAGUGUUCUGACAUGUCAUGUAAUUUAACAAAUGAGGACAAGGUUUUUUAGGAUGUGAUUUGAGAUUGUGUAACUGUGUGACUAUUUCUAGUUCGAUGCAACUCUUUGACUCCUAGCGUGCUUCGCACAGGCAGAACAACUCCUCCUCUCAUAAGCUUAGCACAGCCUCCUGAACAAAAAUAUUAAGGAUGAAAGGAAAGUUAGUGUUGCGUAUGAAUACUAGUAUUAAAUAAAUAUGAACCAUUUGAACUAGCGAACAGCCGAGCAAGAAAAUGCUUUUUAGAAAAUUUGCUUUCCAAAUAGACCUGCAACUGCAUAGAUGCAUAUGAAGCCUGGUAGGGAAUUGUGUGUUUAUAUAAUUGGUUAGUCUAUGAACAGAGCUUUUUGUGUUUGUCUUGCAUGCAACAUUUAUUCAACAAGACUGCAUGAUUUUUCUUUGGGGUUGUGUUUUUUUUGUUGUUGUUUUUGUUUUUUUGUUUUUUUUUAAAUUAUAAAGCACACACAUUGACCACCAGUUACUAAUGUAAUACGAAGAAUGAUAGAUGGAUGGGAAUACUGCAUAGUAUUAAGUCAGUGACAGCCUGAUGGUUUUCAUUCAUGUAUAAAAAUGAUCCUGUGCACUAAUAUAAGUAGUGGUCAUUUGAGAUGUUUAACAGUUAGAGUCCAGUAUUCAGAAUUAUGUUAGUUGGUUGGCUGGUGAGAUUUGUUUGGGAGCAAGACUGACUUAUCACUCCUUUACACUCAUGCAUUUACAAGUUAUUAUAUAGAGCACUAUACAGAGAGCAGCAGAAAAGGAUGCACCCGACUGGAUUUGCACAACACUUACUUUUGAGUACUCCUCAUUAGCAUGGCAAACAAUUUCAACAUAUUAGUGAAAUUGAACCCCAAAAAUAGUAUGAAGUAUGAAAAGUGAUUUUUAGUAUUAAGCACACCACUAGCAAGUAUGUAUUGGCUUUAGAGAUUGUUAAACAUUUAUUAUAGACAUUUAUACAUGAGCUUGUAUGUUGGGUUCUCUGGUAUUCAUCCUGACAAGUACAUUUUGAUGUGAAAUAAAUAGCUAUGUAAUGUGGAUUUAUUGAGGGUAUUAAUCUAGUGAACUAUAGCUGGGCUCAAAUAGUGUACCGCAUCAAUGGAUAAGGAACAAAUUCAGACACCGCCUUAGUCAUGGAUUGAAAUACAGUAUCAGAAGAAUGGCUGGACUC